CCUCAUCCCUACAAAUACGAAUGGAAGAGGCCGACUAGUAAACAAAACGGAAGUGGGUAUGCAUGGCUGCUGAGAAAGUCGUGCCUUUAGUGAAAAUCGGAUGCGGUGUGCACGGGGUUGACAGAUUUUAAAGCUCAUUACCGGCGAAUAUAAGCUAUGGCAGACCUGGAUGAACUGAAACAGAAGUAUAAAUUCCACGAAGAGACAUUGAGUUACUUCAAACUACGUGCCGAGGCCGGCUUCGGGUCCUACCCGAAUGCACCGUCAAUAGAAGCGGCGAGGGAUAUUAAUUUGCAAGUGACAAAAAAAUUUGCAGGCGAGGUCGAAUUUGAAGGGUCAGUGAAGGAGUUUAUUGUUCCAUCAACUCACGUCAAAGCUGGUAUUCCGGUGACUGUCUACAGGUCCAAGCAGUGCAGUCUUGUUGGAGCUCCAUCCAUAUUCGUGUUUUUCCAUGGAGGCGGUAACGUGGUUGGCUCCAGACAAACAUGCGAUGUCAUCUGCAAAAUUUUCUCAAGAGAUGCUCCAUGUGUUGUUGUCAAUGUGGAAUACCGUCUAGGACCAGAACACCGCUUCCCUGCGAGCAACGAUGAUGCCAAGUGUGUGGUACGCUGGGUGAACUUCAACAAAUCCUUAAUAGGCGCAGUCAAUGAUAGUACUAUAGGGGUCGGAGGUCACAGUGCCGGCGGUAGACUGGCGGCCGUGGUGUCUCAACAACUCAGGACCAUCAUUGAUUACCAGGUUCUAAUUUACCCAAAUGUUGACUACACACAGAAGUACCCAUCUCAAGAGGAAUUCGAAAACUUCCCUGGACUGUCAAAGGAGAUGACUCAAUGGUUUUCCGAAAACUAUAUAGACGAAUCUGAUAAGGAAUCAGUUCUAGCAUCGCCUCUUCUAAAUGAAAAGUUCAACUGCCUGCCACCUGCACUGAUCAUCCUUGCUGAAUUUGAUGUUCUCAAAGAUGCAGGCGUUGCAUACCAUAACAAAUUGAAGAAAGCGGGUAUCCCGUCUCAGACGCACUGUGUUAGAGGGGUAACUCAUGGUUUUUUCCAUCUCCCAGGUCACUUCAAGGAAUGCUGCAAGAGAGCCCAUGAGAAGGUUUACAAGUUCAUCAAAGCCAGCUCAUGAUCUGACAACCAAGCAUACGUCGCCUUGGUUACCGAGAGAUUCUGUGCCAUGGAAUGAAAUUGUGUUCACGAUUCUCUAGCUUACUUUAACAGUGUUUAUAUAAAUGUUAAUUGUGUAUUAAUUUUGCUAGUCAACAUAGGAAGAUUUAAAAAAAAUAUCAAUUUUGUACCAUGUAGUCUAAAAGUCCCAUUAUUAAACAUUUCUGAUGCUUGGUAUUUAUCUGAGGACAAAGUUGUAUCAAUAUGACAAAAAGCUUCAGGAAAGAGUGAUUUUAAAACAUUUCAGUAAAUUGUUUUUAAACCUGAUAUGAAAAAAGAUGCUUGUUUUUCCUCUGGUGGCAAUCACGUUGAAUUCUCAGACAUAUAGUAUGUCUUACAUAACAUAGUAUGUUUGAAUUCAAGAAUUAAAAUAAGAUAUUUUAGAUUCAAAAUAUGGAUGCAUCAAUACAGUCCGUUAUCUAAAUAACACAUUAGACUAAAUUUGAACAUCAGUGUUUUCUCUCUGAUUGAAUGGAAAUUAAAUUGUUGUAUUAUGUUGUUAGAUCAGGUUGAUCAUUUUAAAAGUCCAUAACAUAUUCAAUUUUUGACAUAUGAAAAUUUUAUAAUUAUGAUGAAAUUCAGUAUCAAUGCAAAUUCUACAUGAAAAUUUCUAUAUGAAAACUUUAUAUAUGAGUACAUAAUUGGUUUGUUUGAUUAUUUGUAGGUGCCUUUACAAGUAGGAUAAGGGGUAUAUUAUUUAUUUAGCAGAUUGUGGGGGAACAACUAAUUCAAACUGCUGCAUUUGUUACGGAUUUCUUAAUGAAUUGUGUUUUUAAUGAUUUAAAAAAUAAUGACCAAGAAUUUUACAAAAUACAUAACAUUUUGUGGAACAUUUAUACAGAUAUACAGAUUCCAGAGCAUAAUAUAAGAUUUUCUGAGAGAAAAAAUGUGUCUUUGGAGUUAUAUACAACAAGGGAGGUAAUUCUAUUAAGACAUUUAUACUCAAAUAAAAAAAAUGUACAUAUAAGAUCAUGCGCUAAAUAUAAUUGUUGAAGAAUGAAAACAAAUCUUCAUUGAUCCACUCAAAAUUAAUAAAUCUUGCAAUAUUUAUGAUAUAUACAUUUGUUGGGCUUUGAAAUACACCCAUAUGAAGUAAUAUAAGUCCCUUUAUUUUCACAAGUGAUAGACUUCUCUGCUUUAAUUCACCAGGAGACUCAUUUGCAUAUUUCAAUCUUUCAAAAAUAUGAAUUUCAUCAAUACUUGUUAUCAUUUGUUAAAUUUAAUUGAAGUUUUUGUAAAUAAAACAUGAAGACCUAAUUCUCAGAUUAAAGUACAUAAGAGAAUAAAGUGAUUAAUUUCACAGUUACAAACCAUAACUUUCCCAGAAUAAAUACCAAUUAAAUGAUAAUGGGAGGUACUUUCUUGUAAAACGUAACUUUGGAGUCGAGAAAUAAUCGUUGAACACUUAUGCCAGAAUUUCCAAAUGUUCCAAUAUAUUUGUCAGUUACAGUUUUCCAUUGCUCAAUAUUUGUGCCAUUUUUACUACAAUUUAAAAUUCUCACGUAAUGAAGACUUGAGUCAGUUCUGUGAAUGAAAAAUUACCUGUAAUACGUAUAGUUGUUUGAAUCUACACCCACUGUUACCUUGCAAUAUACAAAAUGUAGAUGACAGAGAAAGGGUAGCUAGCUAGGUAAUUUUAUAGAUUUGGAGGCCACGUUUAGAUAUUUGAGGCUAUGUAAAUGUUUAAAUAGAUAUUUGAAGGCUAUGUAUAGGUAUAUUAUACUAUAUAUAUAUAGGUAUUUGAAGUCUAUAUAUAGAUCCGGUAUAUAUAAGGCUAAGUAUAGGUAAAAAUAGACAUUUGAAGGCAAUGUGCAUGUAUGUAUAUGUGGAGGCUAGAAGUACAUGUAGGUAUAGAUUUGUAAAGCUACAUGUUAGUCAAUGUUGAUCAAUCUGUUUGUCUGUGGUGUUUUAAAUCGUAAAUAUUCACAUGUCUGCUUAAAAUUGUUUUUACAAUUCAUUGCCAAUUACAAUAAUAUUUUUUGCGCCAAAUAUUGAAAGUUUUAAUUAUUUGAUACAUGCUGCUGCUGUAUUAAUGCUUAACAUGAAAUAUUUACAAAUAUUUUUCAUUCGCGUUAUUAAAUUAACAAACUAUUUUCCUAAUUUGCAGCAGAUGCAAUUUUUACAUUACUGGGUAUACUGUAAUAUAAUAAUUUUUUUAAGGGGUGCUUUUAAUACUGUAAACAGGAAUAUUUUUGCCCUUGCUGUAUUUUUGACACUUUCCCCCUUGACCUGUCAAAUUAAUUUAAAACAAUAUGAAACUUAAUAAAAGAUGGAUAUAUGACUUUGUAGUUUAAAAACCAUGAUGAGAGGAUAAAUUCAACUCUUUCUGCAGUUUUUUCAAAUGUUUAGAGGAAUGGAAAUUUGCAAGGGCGUAAACAUCGAUCAAAGUUUGCAAUUUUCUGAUUUGGGUGUUUGAAAGAUCUGUGUAACUCUUCUAUGUGAAGACAAGGAUUGUUACUUUUUGUUCGUUUAUCCACUUUUAAUCAUCAUGUUCUUCUGGUAUAUUGAUUGCAAUAAUGAUUUUCAAUUUGUGCAUUAUGAAUUUUUUUUUGAGAACAUUAAUAUUAAAAGAAAUGAAGAGUAAGUCAUUUGAUUGAUUAAAAUGCUUUGAUGAGAAAAGUUUCCUUGGACCAAUACGAUAAGAUUGACAUAACUAUGAAAACAGUUUGAACUUUGAGAAAUGUUGGACCAAUGAUUUUCUUUAAGAUGUCAUCAGAGUUGUUCCCCUUUAUUCCUCUCUACUGUAAUCCCAUAAUAUCUGUCUCAGUUGUCUCCCUUAGUACAUCUCUCCAAGUUGUCUCAGUAAAUAUAAGUAUACCAUACACGUUGUCUCUCUUACUUAAGGGUUAAUUGUGAAGCACAUUAUUUUGUGUCUCUGAAAUUAAAAGAAAACAUUUUGAACUUUUGCCUACACUUUCUCCUGAAUGUCAGAUAGAUCUGUAUUGAGUGUCUAGUAUGCCAAAUCAUUAUUUGUAUAAGUUUUAUCCUUAUAUUGUUUACCUAAAGAUAUACAGUGUUAUAUGUCUUCCGGGCCGAAACAUGAUAACCCCACUGAGUCUAUCGUCUAUUAAAACCUCUUUAUACUGCCCUCAAAGUGUUGGCAUUUUAAAGGGGUUUGACAGUAUGACAAAGGAGAUAAUUGUUUUGUUAAAAAAAAGGACCCAGAAUAACAAAAGAAAGAAUGAAAAGAGUGAGAUGGCAAAAUAAGGAGGGACAUUAUAUUGGGUUUUGACAAUAUAAUGAAUGUAGAGCAUAAUUAUACAAUGGUCAAUCACUCUCAUCAGUAUUAGUUCACCCUAUGAAAAUUUAGUCCUCUUUUAAUUGAAAAUAAUUUUUCCCACUGGUGAUUUCAACCUCCCUUUGUUUCAACUCAUUCAUCCCUGAAAUUUCAUGGUGAGCUCUUCCAACCCUUGAAUUAGAAGAGUUCACAUGUGUCUUCAGGGGUGAAUGAGUUAAAAUGCAUGCUGUUAUCAUACUAUUUGCCUACUGUGAUAUUCACCCUAUUUUCAAAAGUGAACAAAUUUAAACAGAGGCAAAAUUCACUGCUUUUCAGCAGCAAUUUUAUCAGUUUUAACUUUCUAAGGCACAUCAGUAAACACUUGGUUGUCGCUAAUAGACCACACUUUUUCAGCUUAGCGAAGAUAUUUGAUAAAAUAUAACAUUUGAGGUCUUUCUUGAGCGGUGCUUAAUGCCAUUACUCUUGUCAAUAUUUCUCAUGGACAGUCAAAAUUAAUCAUGUACUCCUACCAUUAAUUUUUCGACACCAUGCUUAGCUUGACUUAAACUUGCCAGUUGUUUAAUAUAUGAUGAGCUCAAUAGUUUAAAACUAAUUAAAAA
Molecule: messenger RNA, 5000 nt
Organism: Mizuhopecten yessoensis (Yesso scallop)
Lineage: Eukaryota; Metazoa; Mollusca; Bivalvia; Pectinida; Pectinidae
Product: AB hydrolase superfamily protein C1039.03-like
Exons: 8
Coding region: 157-1125 (322 amino acids)
Molecular function (GO): short-chain carboxylesterase activity
Source: RefSeq, a predicted model, not a curated record